Molecule: messenger RNA, 1895 nt
Organism: Populus nigra (black poplar)
Lineage: Eukaryota; Viridiplantae; Streptophyta; Magnoliopsida; Malpighiales; Salicaceae
Product: myb family transcription factor PHL8-like
Exons: 6
Coding region: 675-1658 (327 amino acids)
Molecular function (GO): DNA-binding transcription factor activity; DNA binding
Source: RefSeq, a predicted model, not a curated record
UGGAUCUGCCAAUCACACUACAGCCUGCUCGAAAAAGAAAAUAGGAAAACUGGAAAAGAGAGUAAAAUUGAAAGAGGGAAAGAAAGACCGGCCCGUUUGGGUUUCCCAUUCAGUCACCAAAAAGAAAUAUCCAUUAUUACAAAUUCCCAUCGACAUAUAUAUUUUUCUUCAAAGCUUCUCAGAGUGUUAGGAAAGUUGCUCCCAUUAUUCAUUAUGGUGGGGGCUGCCUAACUCAGCAGGGAAUCAAUCAGAGAGAGUGAGAGAGAUGGAGGGGGGAGGUGGGAAAACAGGAAGAAAACAAAUCAUACACUUUUCUUCUUUCUCUCCUUUUGAGAGGUUCAAAUUGAAGUGGGUUGCUUUCUCUGUUUUUGCUGCAUAAGAGAUUCUCUUCCUCUCCCCUUUCAAGUCAAAGAAGAAAGAAGAUUUUUUUUUUUUUUUUGAAAAAAGAAAAGUUAGUAUGAAAUGGGAGGUGGGAGAAAGGAAGAGCCACAGCUCAUAGCAUAUAUUCCCUUCCAAAAUAACCCCACUUAUGUUUCCUGAUAUGGAGUGAGAACAUAGGACAGCCCAACAACUCCAAAAUUAUAUAGCUGCCACAUUUUCAAGCAUAGCUGAAAAGGAUCAUAACUCAUAUUUAUGUUUCAGUCUUCUACUUGUCUAUCAUCCACAAAACAGAAAUGGGUCUGCGCCAUCAAAAUAUGAACUUGGUUUUGUCCACUGAUGGAAAGCCUAGGCUAAAAUGGACUCAAGAACUUCAUCAAAGGUUUGUUGAAGCAGUCAAUCAACUUGGAGGUGCAGAUAGGGCAACACCGAAGAGUCUGAUGAGGGUGAUGGAGAUUCCUGGACUUACUUUAUACCACUUGAAGAGCCAUUUACAGAAAUACAGGCUAGGGAAGAGUCAACAGUCCCUGAUUAGCAGUGAAAACAACCAAGAAGUUCUCUUUGUUGCCGAUGCCAAGGAGAUUCAAAGUAGUGAUGAUCAUUUCCAAGAGUCUGCAUUCAUUCAAAGUAGCGGGGGAAUCUGCAGUGAUGGAAACCAACAUCCAAUUAAUGGAAGCUUUCAGAUUGCUCAGGCUCUCCAAAUGCAAAUGGAAGUGAAGAGGAAACUUCAUGAACAGAUUGAGGUACAGAGACAUUUGCAGCUGAGAAUUGAAGCGCAAGGGAAAUACUUACAGUCAGUAUUGAAGAAAGCACAGGAAACACUGGCUGGAUAUAAUUCUUAUUCUAUAGGUGUAGAACUUGCAAAAGCUGAGCUCUCUCGAUUAGUCUCAAUGGCUAAUAGUGGAUGUCCAAGUUCUUCAAUAUCUGAUUUGACAGAAACAGGAGGUUCAAGCUUAAGAGACAUGGAGAGGACACAAAUGAGGAGUGCAGUUUGUUCAAUGGAAAGCUCCUUGACAUCAUCUGAGAGUUCUGGGAGAAAGGAAGGUAUGCAACGAAAGAAUGAGAUUCAUGACACCGACAAGUCCAAUACAGCCUCUGUUGAGCUUCCUUUAAUGGAUAUUCACCCGCAAGACAACCCAUUGAAUACUUGUUCAAGUAAUCAAGGGAGGAAGAGAAGUGGUAGUAUCAUUUCUGAUGGUGUUUCUGUGGAGCAGCCACUGGCUAGUAGAUUGAAAAAUGGUGAUCAGUUGAGUCUGGGGAUGUUUGAUUUGAAUAGCUAAUAUCAACACGACAUUGAAUCAGGUUCGGAAUCAAUAGACUUAAACUGUUAGGGAACUGAACAGCUCAACUGGGUACCUUUGGAGUUUGAGGAUACUUGAAGGGUUCUACUGAUAUAGUCUAUGCAGGAAAGUUACCUGAUAGAGUUAAUCUUUGUUUAUAAACUAUGUAUAUUGGUAUAUGUAUGGACCCCAAGAAACUUCUGAAAGUAUAUCCAUAUCAAAAGAUGGUGUUAUAUA